This is a messenger RNA of Taeniopygia guttata (zebra finch), 1608 nucleotides long. It is a transcript of the gene RBMS2, whose product is annotated as RNA binding motif single stranded interacting protein 2. Gene Ontology annotation, molecular function: RNA binding. The record is from RefSeq and is a predicted model, not a curated record. Lineage: Eukaryota; Metazoa; Chordata; Aves; Passeriformes; Estrildidae.
CGGCACACCGGAGCAGCACGGGCAGCACCGGGCGGGACCGGCGCUAGGACCCGGCGCGGCGGGGCCCGCCCGGAUUCCAGGCUGGCUCCCGGUGUGACGUCACGCCCGGUCCCGGCCCCUCGCGCUCGGGAAAAUGCUGCUCUCGGUGCCGCCGCGCUCGGGGCUCCCCGCCUUCGCCUACAACAAGGGCGGCAAGAAGCAGCCCUAUGUGCCCCCGGCCCAGCCCCUGGGCCCCCCCAGCCCCAGCCCAGCCGGGGGGGCCCCGGACCAGCUCAGCAAGACCAACCUCUACAUCCGGGGGCUGCACCCCGGCACCACGGACCAGGACCUGGUCAAGCUCUGCCAGCCCUAUGGGAAGAUCGUCUCCACCAAAGCCAUCCUGGAUAAAACAACCAACAAGUGCAAAGGCUAUGGUUUCGUGGACUUUGACAGCCCCACAGCCGCCCAAAAAGCCGUGACGGCCCUGAAGGCCAGCGGGGUGCAGGCACAGAUGGCCAAGCAACAGGAGCAGGACCCCACCAACCUGUACAUCUCGAACCUGCCGCUGGGCGUGGACGAGCAGGAGCUGGAGGCGCUGCUGAAGCCCUUCGGGCAGGUGGUCUCCACCCGCAUCCUGCGGGACCCCCACGGGGCCAGCCGGGGGGUGGGCUUCGCACGGAUGGAAUCCACGGAGAAGUGCGAGGCCGUCAUCACCCACUUCAACGGGAAGUUCAUCAAAACCCCCCCGGGGGUGCCAGCCCCCCCAGACCCCCUGCUCUGCAAGUUCGCUGAUGGGGGGCAGAAGAAGCGGCAGAGCCAGGGCAAGUUCGUGUCCAACGGCAGAGCCUGGGCCCGGGACGGCGACACGGGCACCGUGACCUUGGCCUACGACCCCGCGGCGGCGCUGCAGAACGGGUUCUACCCCGCGCCCUACGGGCUGGCCCCCGGCCGGAUGCUGCCCCCCGCCGCCCUGGCCCCCUACCUGCCCUCCCCGGUCUCCUCCUACCAGGUCCACGGCCCCGCCUGGAUGCACCAGUCCUACCUCGUGCAGCCCACGGGCGCGGUGCUGGCCCCCACCGUGGACCACGCUGUCCCCCUCCAGCCCUCUGUGGUGGCCCCCCUGGCCCAGCAGCUCGGCCACCUCUCUCUGGGCAGCGCUGGCACGUACGUCCCCGCUGCCGCCGCCGUCCCCGGAGCCUUCAUCCCGCCGUACCCACCGGUGCCGCCCGCGCUGCCGCUGGAGGACGGCGGAGCCGCCCCCACCCACGGCCCCAUCGAGUCCCCGUCCGAGCCCGGCGCCUUCCCCUACCCCUACCCCAAGUAGCGGCGGGGGGGGCCCGGCCUGAGGGACCCCCCCAAAUCCUCUGGGAGGGGCCGCGCCGGGACCCCCGCCCGGUGCCCACCCCCCCCAAACCGCAGCCGAGCCCCGGCCGGGGGUCCCCGAGCCCGGGGUGGGGUGGGGGGGUCCCAGCUCUGGGGUGCGGGGAGGGUCCCGCUGCCCCCCCCCAAUAUCCACCCCCACCUCCCCCCCCCCUCGGAGGGCUUUUCUUCCUCCCGCGUUUUCUAAAAAACUAAAAAAGGAAAAAAAAAAAUUCCAUACAUGAAAAAAAAAAAAAAGGCAAAAAAAGA